Messenger RNA from Gymnodraco acuticeps, 2577 nucleotides. RefSeq names its product apolipoprotein B mRNA editing enzyme, catalytic polypeptide-like 2b (gene apobec2b). The transcript is spliced from 4 exons. Bases 906 to 1742 code for a protein of 278 amino acids. Gene Ontology annotation, biological process: cytidine to uridine editing. Gene Ontology annotation, molecular function: cytidine deaminase activity; RNA binding. Lineage: Eukaryota; Metazoa; Chordata; Actinopteri; Perciformes; Bathydraconidae. Gene Ontology annotation, cellular component: cytoplasm; nucleus. The record is from RefSeq and is a predicted model, not a curated record.
GGAGCAGCUUGAAGUCCCCCCUGUGACAGCUCAUCCAUUAGAGUUGGUGGAGCAGGCUGGGCUUCGGUCCUAUUGGUAAUUGCCUCUGAAAUGAAUUACUUGGCAGAGAGUGAGAAUGAGGGAGGAAAUGAAAUUGUAAUUGAACUGCCCCUUCCCUCCCUCCCACCAGCUCCCUUAUGCCUCAAGUUAUUACAUCUGCAGUGCAGAGAGUCAUUUUAUGUCUGCACAUACACAUUUAGACUGACACCAAAAUACACACACUAUAGAGCAAUGUUUUCCCUCCCCCAUAAAAUGGCCCCAGCAGAGGACCAUAUUGAUGCUGGGUGAUUUCAUAGAUUGAGUGUUUAUUGGCACAGGGUAACACUGCAGGGAAAUAUUCUCUUAGAUUGGUGUUUGUGUGUUUGUCUUGUACCGCACUGCCCUUUAUCCAGGGCGCCCGCUCCCUGACCUUUGUGUAUUGCUAAGGUCUACGCUAUGCAGGCCGAUGAAUUUGGCACAAACAAAAGUAUCAAGAGACCCCUGGUUACCUUAUACACACAGACACGUACAGCCAAACAUCGGUAUAAAUAACCUGCCUGCUGCUGGCCUGUUGACAGUCAAAGCCUGAUGGAUUAAAGAGCUGCCGCUAGUUUUGUUUAAAGUUUUUAUAUUUAUACACAGAAUAUGGUAGUUUCCUUUCUUAGAUUGGCAGCUGUAUUACAUUUGCUAAGACAGUCCAGUCUAUUAAGAGGGGGAGUGGGUCAACUUAUCCCUGCCACGGCCUGACACAUGUUGUGAAUCUAACCACACAAUAGGAUCUAUUUCUGUAAAUGCACUAGGGUUAUCUCAGUACUUACCCUGAGCUAUUUCUCGUUCCAUGUCCCUCCCUCUCUUUAUCUAACACUCUAACCCACUUGCUCAAAAUCAUGGCGGACAGUAACAGCCGGGUCACUGUUAAGAGGAAAGAGAAGAAGGUAGAAAACAAAGCCAAGGAUGAGAAGGACAAAGAAAAGGAGAAGGGGAAGGGCAAGGAGAAAGUGGUGAAAAAGCCGGACAAACCUGUGAAAACUGUGAAAACUGUGAAAAAGGAAGAGACGACUCCUGAGCAGCCCAAGGCGGAGGAAGAGAAGACGAAUGGGGAAAGUGAAGGUGCAAAGGGAGCUCAGCCUGAGGCAAACGUCAGUGAAGAAAAUGGAGAGUAUCAGCCCAUAGAACUGCCACCAUUUGAGAUUGUCACAGGGGAACAGAUGAGCCCCUUCUACUUCAAGUUUCAGUUCAGGAACGUUGAAUACUCCUCUGGGAGGAACAAGACCCUGCUGUGUUUCAGAGUGGAUACACCAGGAGGCAGCACAGAGCCUCUGAGAGGUUAUAUGGAGGAUGAACAUGCCACAGCUCAUGCUGAAGAGGCCUUCUUUCAACAGGUGCUCCCUGACCCUUCCCAAGAGUAUGAUGUCACAUGGUAUGUAUCAUCCAGUCCUUGUGUGGCUUGUACAGCUAAAUUGGCCAUCGUACUCCAGCAACGUAAGAAAGUCCAUCUCAGCAUGUUCAUCUCCCGUCUCUUUGAGUGGGAAGAGCCGGAAAUAGUGGAAGGGCUCCGAGCUCUGGCUAGUACCGGCUGCAAACUGAGGAUGAUGAAGCCGUCUGACUUUGUACAUCUCUGGGAAACGUAUGUGGAGAAGGAGGAAGAGAUCUUUGAACCCUGGGAGGACUGUCAGGAGAACUAUGAAUAUUAUGUGGAGAAACUGGCCGAUAUCCUCAAGUAGAUGUGCACAUGAUGACAUCACCACUGAGUCACACUUGGACUUGAUUUGCUAAACCCACACUGGUUGAAUGUGUUUUUUUUGCAGUUAUAUCAGAUGUUUUUGUUUGAGAAAACACUCAUUGCGACAUUUUGUAUUUUUUAUUUAGAUUAUUACAUAGGAAGACACAAUUGCUUGUAUGACAUUGUUAUUGAACACUUUAGAUAAAAAUAAGAAAAAAAUAACACUCAUUGCUGAAAGCUUUGGAGAAGACUAAUUUACGAUGCAUACAUUCACGACUAACCGAUGUGUUCACACAAAGACAGACAAUUAUUUAUGUCAGAAAUAUAAAUCUACCUUUAAUGUAUCAAUACAUAUGAAGUCAUAGUAUAGUAUGCAGUCUAUUUUUAAUACAAAGUUACAUUAUGCCUAUGACAUCCACGUUAGAAAGAUCUUUAAUGAUUUAUUUAAGUUCUCAUUGAAACCAACUACAUAAAGCUGUGUGUGCUGCAGAAAUAAUAAUACAAUAAUUUAAAUAGGCAAACAAAUUGGGUUUUACUAUAAGUUCAUAGAGUAUGUCUCAUCUGAAGCAAUUUGCACACAUUUUCCUUUACAAAGACCAAUUUAUGAGAAAAGAUUUGUCUGACAUGUCUAUUAUGCAUCUGGCCACAGGUGUUAGCUCUAAGAAUUGAAAACGUACUUAAUUCUCCUUCAGUUAACACAUAUUUACAGUGAAUUGAAUAAUUGUCAGCAGUUAAACAUACACAUUAUGAUUGAUGCUUAUAACAUAAAUAAUACAUUUCUUUUUGUAUUCCCUUUAACAGUUUAAUGAUGUGAAAUAAAAUAUGUACAAUUCUAA